Nerophis ophidion (straightnose pipefish) is the source of this 1891-nucleotide messenger RNA. RefSeq names its product intraflagellar transport 52 homolog (Chlamydomonas) (gene ift52). NCBI's taxonomy places the organism in Eukaryota, Metazoa, Chordata, Actinopteri, Syngnathiformes, Syngnathidae. The record is from RefSeq and is a predicted model, not a curated record. Bases 379 to 1719 code for a protein of 446 amino acids. Gene Ontology annotation, biological process: cilium assembly; intraciliary transport. The transcript is spliced from 13 exons. Gene Ontology annotation, cellular component: intraciliary transport particle B; centriole; cilium.
AAGAAGAAGAAGAAGAAGAAGAAGAAGAAACAGACGAAGAAGAAGAGGUUGCUAUGUAAGUGUAGUGCUUAGUAACCAAUUUCUCCAAGACACAAUCGACUCUUUUGGAUACCUAUACUUACUAAUUAAAUGUUUUAGUGUUGAAAGAACUCUUUCCUUGCAUUUGUGGAAGAAAGUAGGUUGAACUGAGCUGAACAUUUAAUGAGGCGCAUCGAAAGCUAACGUAAGGUUAGGUUAGCCUGUUAGCUUAGCAGCGAGCAUGAUUGUGUCAGCGAGGAAUGUUCAGCCUGACCAGACAAUACAAACUUACUUUUAGCCAAAUAUUCGAUGGUGGGACGACGUGCGAGGCUUGUCCAUUCUUGGUUGUAAUUGAAGCGAAUGUUUAGUAGUUGGACUUGGUCAACACAAAGAGUGAUGGAGAAGGAGCAGCACAACACUGUUGUGUUCAAUGCCUCAAAAAGAGAGUUGUUUACCACUCACAAUGGAUACAAAACCAUGCAGAAGCAACUCAGGAAUCAAUGGAAAAUUCAAAGUAUGAAGGAAGAGUUGACAUUGGACAAGAUGAAAGGCGUCAAAUUGUGGAUAACAGCUGGGCCAAGAGAGAAAUUUACAGCAUCAGAGCUGCAAGUUCUGAAGCACUACCUCGAUGUUGGAGGAAAUGUCCUUGUCAUGCUUGGGGAAGGAGGAGAAAAGAAAUUUGACACAAACAUCAACUUUCUCCUGGAAGAGUUUGGAAUUAUGGUCAAUAAUGAUUCGGUUUUUAGGACCAGGUAUUAUAAAUACUAUCAUCCAAAGGAGGCCCUUGUGUCUGAUGGUGUGUUGAACAGGGAGAUCAGCCGUGCUGCUGGAAAACCAAUGUUCGGAAUAAGUGAAGAUGAAAAUAUUGGAAAUAACACUCAGGCCCUUUCAUUUGUGUUCCCUUAUGGUGCAACAUUGAACGUAAUGAAGCCAGCUGCGGCUGUCCUUUCAACUGGCUCCAUCUGCUUCCCCCUCCACAGGCCAGUGGUGGCUUUCUAUCAUGGAAAGGAGGCAGGUAAAUUGGUGGUAGUGGGUUCUUGCCACAUGUUCAGCGAUCAGUUCAUAGAGAAGGAGGAGAACAGUAAAAUCCUGAGUGUUCUGAUCCAAUGGCUCAUGACCGAUAGCAUUCACCUGAAUCAGAUUGACGCGGAAGACCCCGAGAUCACAGAUUACACCAUGCUGCCACACAUCGGGUCUUUGUCAGAACAGCUGACACAGUACUUCCAAGAGGGAGAUGAAAACCCCAGAGACUUCACUUCUCUCCUGGAUGUUUCUUUUUUCAAUCUGUCCACCGACACUUUACCUCAGGUCAUCAGCGUGUAUAAGCAUCUCAAUGUCAAAGAUGAACCGCUUCAGCUGAUUGCGCCGCAGUUUGAGACCCCUCUGCCUCCGUUACAACCUGCAGUCUUUCCUCCAAUCUUGAGCGAUUUGUCCCCCCCAAUGCUGGAUUUGUUUGAUUUGGAUGAAUCCUUCUCUUCUGAGAAAGUGCGCUUGGCACAACUCACCAAUAAAUGUACAGAUGAUGAUCUCGAGUUUUACAUCCGGAAAUGUGGUGAAAUUUUGGGCGUGACUCCAAAGCUGGACAAAGACCAGAGGGAUGCAAAGCACAUACUGGAACACAUUUUCUUCCAAGUAGCGGAGUUCAAGAAGCUCAAUCAGGAGCACGAUGUCAACACGGAGCCACGCUUCACCCCAUCUUGACUGGACGUCCCAAUGCACCGCUAACGAGAUUUGACAUUCCAAAGUGGCACCGUCACAGUGAUCACAUGUAUUUUAUAUGAGCUUCUUAUUUUAGAUACAUUUUAAUGCAAAAUAUAUGGUUAAUAUUCAAGCAAAUAAAGUCAUUGGUACUUCCAUUCAAUUUUGAAAAGCA